GUCCAAGUGCUUUAUCCCAGAUGUCGAACGCGACGAGUACAGCGACCUGGUCGAUGACAAGAAUAGCGCGACCACGACGUCGACGGCCAAGACUGGGGACAUCCACGGGCGCGAGAAAUCUGCCCGCAAUCACGAAAUCGGAGCCUCCGGCAUAGAGCAUGUGCCGGACGACACAUGCACCUGCGUAAAGCGUGGCAGCAUCUUCGAGGUGGUCGCCAGCCACGUUUGUCAGCGCUGGCGCGACGUUGCCCUCCACAGCCCGGGGUUGUAGACGUACGUCAAGUUCACUCCCGUGAGGCCCCACAAUUAUGGCCAGCUGUGUCUCGAGCGGUCGAAGAACGCAACGCAUCUGUUAACAUACACAUCGCCUUUGAUGGUGCCCCCCCUACCAGCUGCGAAGAUUGAGGAGGUUUUGGACAUCGUCACGCCCCACGUCGGUCACUGGCGCGCAUUCCAUAUCAACGUGGCAGAUUAUUCUCUCAUCCAUCCGGCACUGGUCCGCAUGAGCCACUGCACUUCUGCACCCAUGCUCGAGGUCCUGAAGCUGUAUGCCGACGAGGACCUCCGCGAGGACAGUGUUCCAUCCUAUGCAGCUGGUUGACUGGCCUAAAGUGCAUAUGACCGUCUCCAGGAACUUGUCUUAGGUUGCCUUUCAAACUGUAUGCGCCUGAGCUUCAGCG
This is a messenger RNA of Laetiporus sulphureus 93-53, 680 nucleotides long. RefSeq lists its product as uncharacterized. The coding region runs from base 374 to 601 and encodes 75 amino acids. The record is from RefSeq and is a predicted model, not a curated record. The transcript is spliced from 2 exons. Lineage: Eukaryota; Fungi; Basidiomycota; Agaricomycetes; Polyporales; Laetiporaceae.